Molecule: messenger RNA, 1631 nt
Organism: Triticum urartu
Lineage: Eukaryota; Viridiplantae; Streptophyta; Magnoliopsida; Poales; Poaceae
Product: phosphoglycerate kinase, cytosolic
Biological process (GO): glycolytic process; gluconeogenesis
Cellular component (GO): cytosol
Molecular function (GO): phosphoglycerate kinase activity; ATP binding; ADP binding
Source: RefSeq, a predicted model, not a curated record
CAGCGCCAAAAGAGAAGAGAAAGGCAGAAAGCUCAACACCUUCACGUGCCUUUCCUCGAUCGUCUACAAUCAGUCAAUCACAGCGCCGCUACCUUUCCUCAACUCCACUCCAACCCGCGACUGAAAUCACCGCCAGCCCGACCGAUCUCCGGCCCGGGGGCAGGGAGGGAGGAAAUGCCGACCAAGAGGAGCGUGGGCACCCUGGGCGACAAGGACCUCAGCGGGAAGAAGGUGCUCCUCCGCGCCGACCUCAACGUGCCGCUGGACGACGGCCAGAGGAUCGCCGACGACAACCGCAUCCGCGCCUCCGUGCCCACCAUCAAGUUCCUCAUGGGGAAGGGCGCCAGGGUCGUCCUGGCCAGCCAUCUGGGCCGUCCAAAAGGGGUCACCCCGAAGUACAGCUUGAAGCCUCUUGUUCCCCGCCUGUCUGAGCUUCUUGGAGUCGAUGUUGUGAUGGCCAAUGACUGCAUCGGUGAGGAAGUUGAGAAAUUAGCUGCUGCUUUACCAGAUGGAGGUGUCCUACUUCUAGAGAAUGUGAGAUUCUACAAGGAGGAAGAGAAGAAUGACCCUGAGUUCGCCAAGAAACUAGCAUCCGUUGCUGAUCUGUAUGUAAAUGAUGCCUUUGGCACUGCACAUAGAGCACAUGCUUCAACAGAGGGAGUUACCAAGUAUUUGAGGCCUGCUGUCGCUGGCUUUCUUAUGCAGAAGGAACUUGACUAUCUUAUUGGAGCAGUUGCCAACCCGAAAAAGCCAUUUGCUGCAAUUGUUGGUGGAUCCAAAGUGUCAACCAAGAUUGGGGUGAUCGAGUCUCUUUUGGCGAAGGUUGACAUCCUCAUCCUUGGUGGCGGUAUGAUUUACACAUUUUACAAGGCACAGGGGCAUGCUGUUGGAAAAUCUCUUGUGGAGGAAGACAAGCUUGGACUGGCAAACUUGCUUAUUGAGAAGGCCAAGUCGAAGGGAGUCUCUCUUUUGCUUCCCACUGAUAUUGUGGUGGCUGAUAAUUUUGCUGCAGAUGCUGAGAGCAAGAUUGUUCCUGCCUCUGCUAUUCCUGAUGGUUGGAUGGGUCUUGACGUCGGCCCGGAUUCUAUCAAGAAAUUCAGUGAAACUUUGGACACUACCAAGACUGUCAUCUGGAAUGGGCCGAUGGGAGUUUUUGAAUUUGAGAAGUUCGCAGCUGGCACUGAUGCGAUCGCGAAAAAGUUGGCUGAUAUCACAGCAAAAGGCGUGACAACCAUCAUCGGCGGUGGCGACUCUGUUGCUGCCGUCGAGAAGGCAGGGUUGGUGAGUAAGAUGAGCCACAUUUCAACCGGGGGUGGCGCAAGCCUGGAGCUGUUGGAAGGCAAGACCCUCCCAGGCGUCCUUGCUCUCGACGACGCGUAGGCUGGUGGCAAGACGUGUUUACCCGGCGUUGCGCCACUCUGUUGUUCAUGCCCUUGGUGUGCAGAUGCGAGUGUAUCCUGAAAUAGAAGUAGUGGUUUCUUUGAAGGUUUUGUGAGACGAGCAGUAGUAAAUAAGCUUGACUUCCGUCGCAAUGGGAGCAGAGUAUCUGGCACAAGCAAACCAUUAUUGGUCGAUGUAACACUAUAAACUUCUGUAAAUUGCAUGGCUUGAGCUGUGUCUGUUUUGAGUUC